Molecule: messenger RNA, 561 nt
Organism: Orycteropus afer afer
Lineage: Eukaryota; Metazoa; Chordata; Mammalia; Tubulidentata; Orycteropodidae
Gene: TEX36
Product: testis expressed 36
Exons: 4
Coding region: 1-561 (186 amino acids)
Source: RefSeq, a predicted model, not a curated record
AUGCCCAAGCGGAGAUGCUUCAACCCACCUUUAGACAAAGACGGAAUGUGGUUCCCUCACAUUGGACUCACACAGAAGACACCAGAAUCCAUGACCAGCGCCAUGUUGAAAGAAGCCCGAAUCCCACAUGCGAUUCGUCAGAUGGAGGGGAAGCUACCGCCCAUCUACAAAGCCCGGGAGAAGCAAGCAGUAAAUAACAACUUCCCCUUCUCCGUCCACGACAAUCGGCACAGCUUUGAGAACAUGGGGCACUACUUUGACACCGGUCUGGGACGUAAGAAGAUUUCCCCUGAAAAAAGGCAACAUACUUCAAGAAAUUUCAACCUCUGGGCAUGUGACUAUGUUCCAUCUCGUCUUGACGGCUUCUCAAACAACCAAAUAUCAUAUGUCUAUAAGGAAGCCGUGGUGGUCCCAUUUUUCAGGCGUUUUCCAAGACAUCACGGAGAAAUAUGGAACACUUUUACAUUUAUUCCUGAGCGAAACUAUACAGACUUUUUGAAAAAGAAACCGAAAGUAAGAUUUGCUGUUGACGAAGAGGCGACUUCUCCACUGGAACCCUAA